Molecule: messenger RNA, 713 nt
Organism: Zerene cesonia (dogface butterfly)
Lineage: Eukaryota; Metazoa; Arthropoda; Insecta; Lepidoptera; Pieridae
Gene: fabp
Product: sodium/calcium exchanger regulatory protein 1-like
Exons: 4
Coding region: 88-486 (132 amino acids)
Biological process (GO): fatty acid transport
Cellular component (GO): cytosol; nucleus
Molecular function (GO): fatty acid binding
Source: RefSeq, a predicted model, not a curated record
UCGACUUCCAAUCAUUCUAGUUUCGACUAGUGUCGUUGGAGGUUGUCUUAUCUUGUAAUUAUAAACGUAAAUUUAAUCUAAUUAAAAAUGGAAUUUGUUGACAAGAAAUACAAAAUGAUCUCAUCAGAGAACUUCGACGAGUUUAUGAAGACUAUUGGUGUUGGUCUGAUCACCCGCAAAGCGGCGAACGCUGUUACACCUACCGUCGAACUGAAGAAAGAUGGAGACAACUUCGUGCUCGUUACGUCAUCCACUUUCAAGACCACAGAAAUGAAGUUCAAGCCAGGGGAAGAGUUCGAUGAGGAACGCGCUGAUGGUGCCAAGGUAAAAUCAGUGUGCACCUUUGAAGGAAACACCCUGAAGCAAGUGCAGAAGGCCGCAGACGGUACAGAGGUGGUGUACACCAGAGAAUUCGGCCCCGAAGAAAUGAAAGCGGUCAUGACGGCCAAAGACGUGACCUGCACCAGAGUCUACAAAGUACAAUAAGCUACAAGACUGCAGGGCUGAGCCCUGAACAUUCUCCUAUCGUUAAUAUGCCUUUAUUAUUUAGCACAACUACAUGUUUAAGAACCUAUUUGUCUUUAAUUUCUUUUAUAUGCUUUGUAUCAGCACACGAUUGUGUUAUAUUUAUUAUAAUUGAAGUUGGGGGGCGUAUGCAAACAUUGUGUUGUAUAAGUUUCGGUGUGUAUUUAAAUAAAUAGUUUUCUAUGCAU